AUGGCGCCUUCCAAGAAGUCGUCGUCUACUAAGAAGACAUCGGGUUUGAAGCUGCUGAUGACCAAAUUGAAGCAGAUUGACUCCGCUUUCAACGAUAUCCGUCGGUUCGCCGAGAAAAUCCAGGAAUCUACUUCCUCCACCCAAAUCCUGCUUCGGCUGGAGAAAAUCGAUGACCUGUGGGAGAGGUAUGGUGUAACUCUAGUGGAAAUCCAAUCUCACGACGAUUUCGAAGAGCAAGAUGAAGAGGGUGAUGAUCCACUCGAAAGCGGUAGUACACUUGAUAAGCAGAGACAAGAGUUUAGUGACCGUUACUAUGAGGUUAAGUCAAUUUUAACAGAUCAGGUUAAGGAAAGGCAGGAACCAGCUAGUUUGAAUCAAUCCAUCCGCGGUGAUCUUCCAACGUCAGUCACGCUUGAUCGUGUCAGACUACCGCAGAUUAAGCUGCAAACCUUCAACGGAGAGAUAGAAGACUGGUUAAGUUUUCGGGAUCUGUUCACUUCCUUGAUCCAUUGGAAGACAGAUCUGCCCGACGUGGAAAAGUUUCAUUACUUAAAGGGUUGUCUACAAGGGGAACCGAAAACUUUGAUCGAUUCGCUCCAGAUCACAGCUGGAAACUACCAGGUCGCAUGGGGAAUGUUGAUCAAGCGGUACAACAACAGCAAGCUAUUGAAAAAGCGGCAAAUUCAAUCUCUCCUCAAAUUACCCGGCCUCACCAAGGAAUCCGCCUUUGAACUGCACGCUUUAGUCGAAGGUUUCGAGAAGGUCGUGCAAACUUUGGACCAGAUCGUACAACCGGUCGACUACAAGGACCUCCUACUAGUGAAUCUGUUGACGUCUCGCUUAGAUCCAUCCACUCGUCGCAGCUGGGAAGAGUUCUCUUCGACUAAAGAUCAGGAUACACUGAAGGAACUCACAGAAUUUCUCCAACGACGAGUUCGUAUUCUGGAAUCCUUACCUUCCAAGGUUGCAGAUGCUACCAAAUCAUCCCAUCUACCUCCAUCUAGGCAUAAGGGCUCUGCAGUGAAGUCUAGUUUCAAUUCCGUCCAAGCUUCCGGAGUGCGAUGCCUAGCCUGUACUGGGAACCAUCCUCUGUUCCAGUGUGGCACUUUUCAACGAAUGUCAGUGACGGAUAGAGAUUCGUUGCUACGGUCGAAUUCGUUGUGCAGGAAUUGCUUCAGACAGGGCCACCAAGCCAAGGAAUGUCAGUCGAAGUAUUCCUGCAGGAAUUGUAAGGGACGACAUCACACGUUGGUCUGCUUUAAACCUGAAAGGGACUCCAACCCAAGGGCACCAACCAAAGGCAGCAACGUGGCCAAGGAAACUCCAGAAGCUAUGUCUACUUCCACUCAAUCGGUAUCCAAUAUCGCUCCUCCCCAAGUAGCUAACCUGGCAGCUACUGACAGCUUGGUAGCCGGCACAGUGCACCAAUGCUCGUCGAAGGUUUUAUUGGCGACAGCAGUUGUCGUUGUUCAGGAUAACGACGGCAAUAGGAUGCUAGCUCGCGCUCUUCUCGAUUCAGGAUCGGAGAGUAACUUUAUCACCGAACAUCUCAGCCAGCGUUUAAGGGUUUCUCGUAGCAAGGUGGAUAUUUCGGUUCUUGGCAUUGGUCAGGCAGCAUCCAAGGUCAAACAAAGGAUUGUGGUAACGAUUCGUUCCCGGCUGUCGGAAUUCUCGCGCCAGAUGGCCUUCCUGGUACUUCCGAAGGUAACAGCCAACCUACCAACCGCUAGCAUCAACAUCACCGGCUGGGCGAUACCGGAAGGAAUCGAGCUCGCUGACCCAUCAUUUUGUGUCUCGUCGGGAGUGGAUCUCGUUCUGGGAAUUGAAGCAUUUUUCGACUUCUUCGACUCUGGCAGGAAGAUCUCAUUUGGAGAGCGACUUCCGACCUUACAGGACUCCGUUUUCGGUUGGAUUGUCAGCGGAGGAUUCGCAGAAGGAAAUCAGGGUUUGCAUAUCAACUGCAACACUGCAAGUACGGGUCGCUUGGAGGAACUACUUACUCGUUUCUGGUCCAUGGAGGAGGUAGACUCCAAGAACAAUUAUUCCCCGGAAGAGACUCGCUGUGAAGCUAUUUUUUCGAGUACAGUACAGCGAGGAGCGGAUGGCAGGUACUCUGUAUCGCUUCCCAAAGAUGAAAACGUCAUUUCUCGGUUGGGCGAGUCUAAGGAGAUCGCAUUCCGACGUUUUCUAGGCACCGAGCGAAGGCUUUCUAAGGACGUAAACCACCGGAAUCAGUACGUCGCCUUCAUGGAGGAGUACGUACAAUUGGGGCACAUGCGGAAGGUCAUAGAUGACCAAGGAUCGAUCAAACGCUGUUUUCUUCCGCAUCAUCCGGUAGUAAAAGAGGCCAGCACCACCACCAAGGUCCGUGUGGUGUUCGACGCUUCAUGCAAAACGUCUACGGGACUGUCGUUGAAUGACGCAUUACUGGUAGGGCCUGUAAUACAGCAGGACAUUCGAUCCAUCAUCCUGCGCUGCUGUACGAAGCAGAUAAUGCUAGUUGCUGACGUGGAAAAAAUGUUCCGUCAGAUAUUUGUUCUUUCUGUUGAUCGACCACUCCAGUCCAUCUUCUGGCGUCGUUCACCAUCAGAGGAAGUUGAAAUUUACGAGCUAAACACCGUCACUUAUGGAACAAAACCGGCUCCGUUCCUUGCAACUCGCUCACUCAACCAAUUAGCGAUGGAUGAAGGAAGGCGAUAUCCGUUAGCAGUCAAGGCAAUCACAGAGGAUACAUAUAUGGACGAUGUCAUCACCGGUUGCGACAACCUAGAAGAGGCCAAGAAGUUGCAGAACCAACUGGAUAAGAUGACGAGUAGCGGUGGUUUUCGGCUCAGGAAAUGGGCAUCCAACUGUGCAGAGGUCCUGCACGAUAUCUCCGACGACAAUCUAGCGAUUCGUCCGGCGGACGGCAUCAAUCUCGAUCCAGAUCCGUCAGUAAAGGCUUUAGGUUUAACUUGGCUGCCCGGAAAAGAUGUCUUCCGCUUCCAGCUUGAUGUUCCCGCGGUCGAUUCCGAUGAAAUUCUCUCCAAACGCAAGGUUUUGUCGAUCAUCGCUACGUUGUUUGAUCCGCUAGGAUUUAUCGGUGCUACAACGACAGCUGCAAAGGUGUUCAUGCAGCUUUUAUGGACGUUGGAAGAUGAAAAUGGCAAGAAGUUAGAUUGGGACCAGCCGUUACCUUCGACGGUGGGUGAGUCCUGGAGAAAACUUCAUAUUCAGCUACACAUCCUUAACGAAAUUCGGAUAGAUCGUUGCGUGAUCAUUCCCAACGCAGUGAAGGUAGAGGUCCAUUGUUUUUCGGAUGCGUCGAAGAAGGCAUAUGGUGCAUGCCUCUACGUGCGAAGUCAAGAUCAGGACGGGAAUAUGAAGGUUAGACUCCUAUCGUCGAAAUCCAAGGUCGCUCCUCUUAAAACUCAAUCCAUACCGAGGUUGGAGCUUAGCGGUGCAUUGCUUGCUGCUCAACUUUUCGAAAAGGUACGUGAAGCUACAAAUCUUCAAGGCGACACAACAUUUUGGGUGGAUUCUACGUGUGCUUUGCGAUGGAUCCAGGCUCCUCCGUCUACGUGGUCAGUAUUUGUCGCAAAUAGGGUUGCUAAAAUCCAGGCGAUCACAGAAGGUUGUGACUGGAGACAUGUAGCAGGUGCUGACAAUCCGGCAGACUUGAUUUCGAGGGGAAUAGGACCGAAGGAUAUCAUCAACAAUGACUUCUGGUGGCAUGGACCGAGCUGGUUAACUAAAGAGCGGAACAACUGGCCAAUUUCGGAUCCUGCUCCGGCAGAAGAAGGAGAGGAAGAAAGAAGGCGUACUACAAUUGUCGUUACAGCGUCAGCAGUUGCUGAUUUCAACGAAGGGUUCAUCUCCACAUCGAACUCCUACACGACGUUGAUUCGUCGCGUUUCUAUUUGGCUGCGGUUGAUACGAUCGCUUCAGACACCGGAAAAUCGUCCAACUGGGUUUCUAAGAGCGGAAGAGCUACGGCAAGCAGAAUAUACGUUGAUACGAAAGGUACAGGAAGAGGUAUUUCCGGCUGAGCUACGAGCCGUUCGGAAGAAGGAACCUGUCAGUAGAACGUCUCCACUUCGCUGGUAUCAUCCUUAUGUUUGCGAGAAUGGCAUUCUAAGAGUCGGUGGACGUUUGCGAUGGUCUUUGAACAUUACCAUCUUCGUUUGCUCCACGCCGGUCCGCAACUUCUGCUUGGAACGGUUCGGCAACGCUACUGGCCUCUCGGAGGAAGAAACGUUGCAAGGCAGGUUGUCCACCAAUGUGUAA
Ochlerotatus camptorhynchus is the source of this 4266-nucleotide messenger RNA. RefSeq lists its product as uncharacterized. The transcript has 2 exons. Gene Ontology annotation, biological process: proteolysis. Gene Ontology annotation, molecular function: zinc ion binding; nucleic acid binding; aspartic-type endopeptidase activity. The record is from RefSeq and is a predicted model, not a curated record. The coding region runs from base 1 to 4266 and encodes 1421 amino acids. Lineage: Eukaryota; Metazoa; Arthropoda; Insecta; Diptera; Culicidae.